This is a messenger RNA of Theobroma umbraticum, 1780 nucleotides long. It is a transcript of the gene CLE26, whose product is annotated as CLAVATA3/ESR-RELATED 26. NCBI's taxonomy places the organism in Eukaryota, Viridiplantae, Streptophyta, Magnoliopsida, Malvales, Malvaceae. The record is from RefSeq and is a predicted model, not a curated record.
UCUCUCUUGGAGAAAGUGAAAACAGAAUCGGCGUACUCCACCCCCUCUCUAUAAAGAAUACCAACCAUGAAGUAAAAAAAACAACUGCCUCAUCACCUAAAAAACAAAAAAUUCUUGCCUUAACCCACCCUCUCUCUUUAUCUUCUUUUCUUCUUUCCUUCCUUCCUCUUAUAAACCGUAUUCCAAUCAUCAUUUAACGAUAAUAAUCUCCCUUUAAAACUCUUUUUUUCCCUCCCUCCGCCCUCUAUGUCCUAGAAAUUAAAUAUAGGAAAUAUAUAUAAAGGAAAAUAAUUAAUCAUGGGCGGUGGUAGCAGUAGUAGUAGUUCUUUGUUCUCUAAAGCCCUGUUUGGAACACUCGUAGUAUUGGGGUUUAUCUUAGUUUUGUUAGUUGGGACACUGCAAAGUGAAGGGAACAAAACAAAGACGACGUUAACAACUGAGCCAUCAUCAUCGACGGGAAAGCGGCAGGAGCAUGUGAAGGUAUUAGCUAGAGGAAAGUUGUUGAGUGAUGGGCACCCGCAGCUGGAUCUCAACUACAUGAGCAAAAGAAGAGUUCCUAAUGGACCAGAUCCUAUUCAUAACAGGAGAACUGGCAACUCGAGACGACCGCCUGGACAAGCUUAGGCAUCAAAGUAUGGGAAGCUUCAGCCAAAGUGCAAGAGAUGACCACAAAGGCCAGCGUAUCUGCCGUAUCUUGUAUGUAUUUUUUUUUUUUGGAAGUGGGACUUUAAAUACUGAAAAUAUUUGAAUAUCCAAUUAAGCCUGCAUGUAUUUUUUUUUUUUUUAACAAACAAGAAUUGUUAUGGAGAGACGUGCUGGGAGAGGAGUAAACAAAUGGAAGCUUGUUUCAUACUACAAAAUAUGCUUCACCAUCAAAAGCAUCUAGGGAGAGAGAUAUUAAGCAGAUAGCUAGCCUUUUCUAUAUCAACUUUAAGUGUCUCUAUCUUUUUUCUUAAAGAAAAUAUAUUAUAAUUAGUUCGUUAAUUGUGUGGGAGAAGAAAAACGUGAGCAGCAGAUGUGGAGUUCAAUCUUUGCAUGGUAAAAAACCAAACAAGUGAGAGGGAGUGAGGGAGAAGGGGGAGAGAUAAAGAACAGUAGGUGAGAAUUUGGAAGUGGGGAAAUAUGUUCUUUGCAGCCAUGCAUGUAUGACAGGACGUGUACCAAAAUCCAAAAUCCGUCUACCUGUCAAUCAAUGGUUCUUUGGCUUUGGGUGCUUGGGUUUGUUUACUGUACUUGUCAAAGCUUUGAGUUUUAUUCUAGAAAAGGUGCGCACUGGGCAUGAGUUCCAAAACUAAAGUGAAUCCACCAAUUAAAGGUGUAAGCUCAUAAAAGAAAAAGUUGUUUUACAUCUUUGUGUGUUAGUCUUUUUCUCUGGAUUCUUGGGUGUGGGAGCUGGGACUGUUUUGGUCUUUGUGUCCAUUCAAACUUAGUAAACAUGCAUGAGAUUCUUAUAUCUCGAUCGUGGCAAUCCAAGGAGAACACAAAAGAGAGAGAGAAAAAGAAUGAGAUAAACAUAUACAUACAUAUAGUCGCUAUAUAUUCUCAUCAAAGCCAACCAAAAAUCAAAAGAGGGCUGCUCUGCUCUCUCCACGCAAAAUUUAACCUUUUUAUUAUUCAGUCUCCAUCUUUUGUUGUUUGCUCUAAGAAGUGGUCUAAAGUAAGAUAGAUUCAAAUUGAGGCAUUUACUAAAAAGGGCAAAAAGCAAAAGGAGAUGCAAGCCGGUGAAGCUUUUGCCUGCAUUUUGCAUGUGAGGGAGUCGCCAAUCAAUAACACAAACCAG